Messenger RNA from Hylaeus volcanicus, 4712 nucleotides. RefSeq names its product zinc finger CCCH domain-containing protein 18-like. Gene Ontology annotation, molecular function: metal ion binding. The record is from RefSeq and is a predicted model, not a curated record. The transcript is spliced from 8 exons. The coding region runs from base 588 to 3536 and encodes 982 amino acids. Lineage: Eukaryota; Metazoa; Arthropoda; Insecta; Hymenoptera; Colletidae.
UUUACGGUAACGAAAGGCUUCCGUCUCUUUUCGCCUCUGCAUUACAUGAAUUUUUCGUUUGUGCUUUGUCCUCGUUAAAAUUGAUUCUACGGUGUUCGAAUUAGUUGGGGAAUUAACAACGUUCGUUCUUUCGGUAGAGUUAACUUUGAAAACGGGGAGGAAGCGAUAAAUCUAACAAUUAUAUCAGGGUGACGCCGUCCGCCUAAAGCCUCGGAGUCUUAAAAUCUCCAAAGGCCCACAGGCAUACGCGCAACCAAGGUUGAAAGUCCGUUCGUUAUAGUUUCUAGUGCAGUACAAAACUGUUCACGGUUUAUCGGUAUUUCUUAGUUUGUGUUGUGUUCGAGUUGAAAGUUUAAAACGUAAAACGAAACAGUUCCGGGCGAGAAACGCCUGAAAAUAUAACAGUAUGCAUUGUAUAUGUGAAAAAAGUUCAGUUUAAGUAUAAAGUAUAAAAAAGUUGCUAGUAAAAAAAAAAGUUACCAACGUGAUAUAAAAAGUAUGUUCGACACGGUUUGGAUCGCGCGCGUUGUGCCUUCAAGAGCGAGUACUGCACAGGCUCUUAUUGACACAGGUUAGAAUAAUCCGUCAUGUCAGACUCUGGUUCAGAAAGUUCCUCUUCUGAGGGUUACGACAGAAGGAGAAACCCAGUUACGUCGACUAACAAUGUGGGAUCGCCAAACUCCUCGCACCAUUCGUCCCUGUCGGGGCGUAAAUCUAGGGCGAGUUCUCUUUCUUCGAGAGGAAAGUCACCCGAAUCUAUUAUAUCCGAGAGAGACUCGAAGUCUCCGAGAUACACACCGAUAUCGCCAAAAUCUCAGAGGUCUGGAUUAGCGUCCCCCAGCGAAGACGAAGGGUCACCAAGGUCCACUCGUAGUUUAUCCAAGUCACCACCUACGACACCAAAAUCGUAUCGCUCGAGAAAUAAUUCCUUAGAUUCACCUAGAAGCGAUCACAGCUUGUCUCGUUCUCCGAUACAAGACGAGAGAUCGUGUCUAUCUACUCCUAACGAUUCGAAAUCUUUGCACAUGGAAGACACCGAACCCAAGCAAUUCGAACUCGAGGUCGACGCGCAGAGAUCCGGAGACAAUUCUCCCAAAUCGUGUUCCUAUAAAAACAGUGAAUCUAGGCAAAGUUCGCCAAAGUCCCCGAGAUCUGGACGUAGUUCUGUUAAAUCAUUGAUAUCUGGAAGAAGUUCUCCGAAAUCAGGCCCAGCGUCUCCUAUGGAUGAUCAAGAAUCGGAGAAGCAUUCGUCGCCUCAUUCCCCGGCAACGAAAAGCGGUUCGUUCAACGAAUUGGACGGAGAACAGAUUUCAGACGGAGAUAUCGAAGACGAACCAGAAUCGGUGGCCAAGUCGAAACCUGCACCGAUCACGCACGGUGAAGAUUUAUCGGAUGUUUCCGAUCUAGAGAGUAUGGACGGUGUCGACGGCGGUACAGAACACGAAUCGGAACUUAAAAAAGGUCAACAAAACGAGGAAAGACACGCGACGAAUAACGAUGAUAAAAUAGAAAAGGAAGAUAAAAAUACGCCUGUUGGAUUAACCGAAGAAAACGAACAAUUGGAUUUCGAAGCUGACGGCCAAUGGAAAGACGAGCGUGACGAAGGAGAAACCGAAGGACCGAUCACUAAAGAGAACAAAGAUGACAAAGACGGAAAGGAUAAAGACAAAGUUAAAUCGAAAGACGGAGGCGAAGCGAAUGACAAAGAAGAAGGGGAAGAGGACGGGGAGAAAGUAGAAUCCGAAUUAGAAGAAGGCGAGCUGAGCGAUGGCGACGAUGCUCGGCCGGAAGAAACGGAGCCAAGACCAGUUUGCCGUUUUUAUAAUCGAGGCCAAUGCACGUGGGGAGUUAGUUGUAGAUUUUUGCAUCCAGGUGUAACCGACAAGGGUAAUUAUACGAUGUUCGAUAUGGUAAGGCCAAUGGCAUAUCCGCCGCACGCAGCUGCGCCGCACGAAUUCAGACCGCAUAUCGAUAGGCCAAAUAUGGUGCGACCAUUACCUGGUUACGGGGCACCGUCGCAUACGCCGAAAGUAGAAGAACUUCCUACCGAGUCCGCGUGGGAACGUGGAUUGCGACACGCUAAAGAAAUGAUGCGCAAAGCGAAUAAACGCAAAGAAUCAGAUAUGGACUUCGAAGAGAAAAAGAUGAAUUUAAGUUUAGGCCAGGACGAAUUAGACAGAGAGGCAGGAUAUUACGUUAGAGCAGCCAGUCCGGAACCACCAGCUGAAAGGUGGCCACCUAGAGAGGCACCUCGAAGAAUGCCUCCGCCAAGAAUUACACCGGAGAGAUACAUAGAAGAACCAGAUCCUUACUAUGCACAGCCAACGGCACCGCCGGAAUAUUAUAGGAGAGUGCAUUACAAAGCAGACACUCGAGUCACCACUGAAUAUCGAGAACGUAUCGAUUAUCACCCUGUACCUCGCGGUACACCCCAUUCCGUUUCUCCGCCACCUCACACAAGAGAACGCGAAAGAGAAAGGGAACGCGAACGCGACAGAGAGCGUGAAUAUUACGAAAAGUACGAGAAGAAACAUAAACGUCCAUCGAGAGAAGUUAUAGUGGAACGUAUACCGCCGACGAAACCAUGGCGAGAAGAGGAACCACCGCAGGUGGAGAGGAGCAGAGGCGACGAAUGGGCGGAUCCUUGGAUGCGGAGGAAAUCGCCCAGUGCCGUACGUCGGAACACGUCUCGACGUUCGCGAAGGCAAUCGUAUUCUUCGGGAUCGUCGUACUCGUCUACGAGUUCUAGCCGUAGCUCGAGCCGCUCUAGCUACAGUUCUUACGACUCCCUAUCCAGGUCCCGUUCACCAUCCCCUCCCUCUAGAACCCGCGGUGCCGGCAAGGGGAAAGCAGCCGCGACAUCGCCACCCUCGAAUCCUCCGACGGUGACAGCUGCCGCGCCUCAACGUGGCGCCAUGUUGAUGAACCCACCCGCUCCUUCUCCCCGUCCACCCAAAGGUUCCAUUUCUCCCACGACUGGUACUCUUCAUCGACGGGCUGGUCUCAACCCACCCGCGCCGAGUCCGCUUUCCUCUCAUCAACGUCAUCACGAGAAAGCACGAGACAAAGCAGCCAUAGCAGCUGCUGCGGUGGCAAAAGUUAUUAAAAGUCGAUCGAGAUCAAGAUCGUCGCAUAGUAGCUCAGGAUCGGAGAGCAGCGGUAGCAGCAGCGACUCCAGCGAAUCGAGUUAUUCGUCUUCUUCUAGCGAGACUCGUCGAAGAAAGGGUUCGACUCCGCCGAUAACGCGAAAGGAUUCCAAGGGUAUCGACGCCUUGAAGCUUAGCGGCACCAAGCAGCAAAUCAAGCUCACAUUGAAGCCGACGAGUAAUACCGCCGGCGUGAAAAAGAUCGAUCGGUCCGCUUUGAUGGCUGGAAAAAAGAGAGGAUUAGAAUCGCCACCUUUGAUCGAUAGCAAAGCGAGCGUUGCCGCGGCCGCAGCCAAAGCGGCUAAGAAAGCGAGCUCGCGACGAGAAGAACUGUUGAAGCAACUCAAAGCGGUAGAAGACGCGAUCGCUCGAAAGAGAUCGAAAGUUUAAUAACGCGGCUUUAAUCACUUUGGAGGUAAAUAUGUAUGUACGCGCAUAAAUAUUUCCUAGAUAUAUCGUGUAAUUAGCUGUUACGAAAUAACGUGUGAUACGAAAAAAAAAGAAUGUCAUAUUAGAACGAGAGUUUCUAAUUUCACGAAUAUGUUUUCAAUCGCGAUAUCGAUAUUUUAUUCUUUUAUUUUCUUUCUCGUCGAUAUGUAAACGCAUAGAGUGUCGCGCAAACGUCAUACUGUACAGUAUCUUCCUCAUUCGGAAGUAAAAAAGUGCGCGUGUCACGUAUAUUCGCACGCGCGCACCAUCUAUACACGUAUAAAUGUAAAUGUGAACAUCUCUAGUAACGCAAGUUUUUUUUUUUAAGGAUCAAAGGAUUAUAGCAAUCCGUAAAGAUAGAGUAAAAGUACAGAUACGAAACGACGUCAUAAAAAUGCCAAACGCGCGUGAAUAAAAGCUAAACGUAUAACAGAAGUGUAUUCACUUAUGUAUGUACUGCGAAGAUUUUGUUGAAAUACACAAAAUGUCUAUGUCGUAACAGAUCUAACGUAUGUCUAGCAGAUUCGAAAGAGUGUUGUGGUAUUGAACGACAAUAAAAUGUCGCGCCUGUACAAAUAUUCUAGAAUUUCUUUGGUGCGUCCCAAGAAACGGUCCGUCGCCGAACUGUCACAAGCAUAAAAAGUUAGUCACUGUCGAACCGUUUACAAUUCAUCUUCAAUUUCAAAGAGUCUUAUGCAGUCUGUAGUAUCGAAUAAAACCAGUUCACAUAACCAUUCGAGCAAGAUUUAAUUUCAUUAAACUGUGGCAAAAAAUAUGUUAAUGGAUAUAAUAUAUUAAUCAGAAGGGUCGAUAGACCUUAUGAAUGGUCAACAACCCGACGUUCGAAAUUUGUGAUCACGGAAACGAAUCUGGAUCCUAUUUAAAUCGACGGACCGUUUCUUGGGGCGCACCACUGACCGCUCUUAUUUGUUUUUGUUUCGUUAACGAAUUCAGUUUACGUUCUUUGCAUUAUUAGCUUAAAAGGUGAUUAUCCAUGCAAAGCGAACAACAUUUACGAUUAGAUAUUAAUUUGCGUGGACGUUAAUGUAAAUAAAUCGUUAAUGAUCGAGCCACGGAACAGCCUGAGAGAACAGUUUGAAUUCAGUGUAACGAGAAAAUAUACGCGUAUUAACCCUU